This is a messenger RNA of Hyphopichia burtonii NRRL Y-1933, 1383 nucleotides long. Its product is annotated as N,N-dimethylaniline monooxygenase. The transcript has a single exon. The record is from RefSeq and is a predicted model, not a curated record. Gene Ontology annotation, molecular function: NADP binding; N,N-dimethylaniline monooxygenase activity; flavin adenine dinucleotide binding. NCBI's taxonomy places the organism in Eukaryota, Fungi, Ascomycota, Pichiomycetes, Serinales, Debaryomycetaceae. The coding region runs from base 1 to 1383 and encodes 460 amino acids.
AUGACGGUUACUACACCUCGGUAUAAGAGAAUUGGGAUAGUUGGAGGUGGACCAGCAGGGGUGGCUGCGUAUAAAGCCAUUUUAUCAGAACCAGCCCGAUUUGAGUUGGUUGAUUUAUAUGAAAGAAGGGACCAAUUGGGUGGAUUAUGGUACUACAGUGGAGAUAAAUCGUCCAGACGGCCUCAAGUUCCUUCUACCAAUCCCGAAGCAUUUGAUCUAAUCAAUGGUUCCAAAGGCGAGUUUUUCUCUCCCAUGUAUAAGUACUUGGAAACCAAUCUUAUUAGCAGCAUGAUGGAGUACCGUGAUGUGCACUUCCCGGAGUCUACUGCAACUUUCCCACCAAGACAAGAGGUACUUCGAUACAUUCAGCAAUACGCCGAAACGGUUCCCGGGUCACCUAAUGCCACUAUACAUUACAAUUCCAACGUCACCGAGGCGAAAAAGGAAAAUGACGUUUGGCAGUUGACAAUACAAAGCAAUGGUGAGACCCAAACUAAAUCUUACGAUGCUAUGAUAGUGGCCAAUGGCCAUUUUGAUAUUCCUUUCAUACCUGACGUUGAAGGAUUGAAAGAAUGGAGUAUGAAGAAUACGGAUUCGGUAACACAUGCCAAAUACUUCGACAGUUCAGCCGAAUACCGCAAUAAGACCGUUUUGGUUAUUGGUGACUAUGCUAGUGGUACCGAUAUUGCCACUCAAAUCAGUGUCACUGCUGAAAAAGUCUAUGUUAGUGUGAAGGAUUUGCAAUCGGAAUCGGACAUUGAUAGAGUUGCAACCAGAAUCGGGUUAAUUACAAAAUAUGACUAUAAUGAUGAUCGAUCAGUACAUACUAUUGACAAUGAAAGAAUCAAUGAUAUCGAUGUCAUCAUUUUUUGCACCGGUUACUUAUAUAGUAUCCCAUUUUUACAUAAAUACUUACCAAAUUUAAUAACUGAUGGUAACCAGGUUAACGAUCUAUAUAAACAAAUGUUCUAUUUCCCAGACCCUUCUCUAUCGCUUGUUGCCUUGCCCAAAUUUGUUAUCCCAAUGCCCAUUGCUGAGGCCCAGAGUUCAAUUAUUGCCCGUUAUUAUAGCGGAAGACUCGAAUUACCGUCGACUGCCGAAAUGCAAGCUGCCUAUGAACAAGAACUAGCAGAAAAGGGGGCCGGUAAGACUUUCCACAAUCUACAAUUCCCGGCAGAUGUCGAAUACGCUAAUCAAUUACUUGCUUGGAUCGUGGAUACUGGCUUGGAUAGCCGGGGUCUUCUCCCUCCACUAUGGGAUGAAGAAAGAGUGGCCAAUCGUAAAAAUACUAAAGCACUCAAGAGCAAAAGACUCGACAAGAUCAUCGAUUAUACUAAACAAUUAAGAACGGAGGGUAAGGAGUUCGAGCUUGCCCCAAAUUAG